This is a messenger RNA of Trifolium pratense (red clover), 1306 nucleotides long. RefSeq names its product 54S ribosomal protein L24, mitochondrial. Lineage: Eukaryota; Viridiplantae; Streptophyta; Magnoliopsida; Fabales; Fabaceae. The transcript is spliced from 3 exons. The record is from RefSeq and is a predicted model, not a curated record. Gene Ontology annotation, cellular component: mitochondrial large ribosomal subunit. The coding region runs from base 312 to 995 and encodes 227 amino acids. Gene Ontology annotation, molecular function: structural constituent of ribosome.
AGGCGGAACCAUUCAAUUUAAUUUUUAAAAAGUCUGUGCCCCGAAAGGAAAAAGUCUCCAUAAAAAGUCUGUGGAAAAACUUUUAUUUACAUUUUGUUUGCAAAAUUAAAUUAACACAAAAAUAGUGUAAAAAAAAAAUUAAAAAACAAAACAAAACUGAGGUUCUUCAUAAAAAACAAAACAGAAUGCAGCCGCUGCCCUUGUAAAGUUACAGUCGCACCACUGAUCUCUACUCAACUUCCCGGAAAACGCCGCCGGAGUUACUCCCCGGCCGCCAGAAACAGUGAUAAAAUCGUCCAGUGAUAGGGAAAAUGGCGUUUAGAGGAAAAGAGAUGAUGAAGAGAGUUCUGAAGAAAGUUGGAGAGAAGAAUUUGACUCCAAAAGCGAAGCAAUCGUUAGAGAAAUGUCUUCCCAAAUCGAAAGUUGUGAUGGGUCGUGCAAAACGAGGUCUUUUUGCUGGGAAACACAUUCAAUUUGGCAAUAGUGUUAGUGAAGAUGGUGGCAAUAGGACAAGGAGAACUUGGAAACCUAAUGUUCAGGACAAGAGGCUCUUUAGUUAUAUCCUAGAUCGUCAUAUUCGUGUUAAAGUCACCACUCAUGCCCUUCGUUGCAUAGACAAGGCAGGUGGAAUUGAUGAAUACUUGCUGAAGACUCCUUAUCAGAAGAUGGACACAGAAGUAGGCCUCUUGUGGAAGGCAAAGAUUGAGAAGUUGUAUGAAGAGCUUGGGACGAAGGAGGUUGUAUUCUUUUCACCGGAGGAUGAAGCGAAGUUCGAACAGGGCUUUAAAGAUUUGAGAUUAGCUGAAAGGGAAGCACGUAAAGAAGUCAGAAAAAUAAUGCAUGUUGGGAUGAACAAGCAAGAUGGUCAAUCUAGUGACGAGGGAGCUGCUAAAAUCGAGGGAGAAAUCUCACACGAUUCAUCAAAGCGAUUGGCUCCUGUCUCAUAUGUGAUAGCUCCUGACAAACUCAAAGUUGGAGAGUAUAUUUCUAAUUGAUUUUAUGUCAGCUGACAAUGGUGGUGUAAGGUGUCUUAGCUCGUCGAGUAUGAAAGUCUUGGUUCUUUGGUUCAUCCUGCUUUAAACUUUAUGUAGUCAAAAGCAUAAUUUAUUGUGCCAAAAUAAUAGUUUAUUUCUUCUUGUAGCAGGAUCAAAUUUCCUGAUGUACCCUUAGUAAAUCUUAAAGGUAUUCUAACAGUUAGUAUGGUUUUCAUAUUGUUAAUUUUUUGUUGCGCCUAGGGUAUGUCCUGGUCGGGAGCCCGCGACUAAUAUCUUAAGAUACAAACUAUUGUUGACUUUUUUUCCUGUCA